Helianthus annuus (common sunflower) is the source of this 459-nucleotide messenger RNA. Its product is annotated as egg cell-secreted protein 1.4. The record is from RefSeq and is a predicted model, not a curated record. The transcript has a single exon. NCBI's taxonomy places the organism in Eukaryota, Viridiplantae, Streptophyta, Magnoliopsida, Asterales, Asteraceae. The coding region runs from base 24 to 437 and encodes 137 amino acids. Gene Ontology annotation, biological process: double fertilization forming a zygote and endosperm.
CCCUAGUUCUUUCAACCGUGUCUAUGUUGGUCCACGCAAGGCCGUUAACCAACACAACCACAAUUGGUGCGCCAUCCUUAGUGGCACGACUCAAGCUCGAGAAAGGUAAUGAUGGUCAAGAUGGUGGUUCAACGGGGUGUUGGGAAACAUUGUUUGAACUUCAUGCUUGCACAGGAGAGAUCAUACUUUUCUUUUUGAAUGGAGAAACUUAUCUAGGGAUGGGUUGUUGCAGGGCCAUCAAGGAAAUUGAAAAGUUGUGUUGGCCGUCAUUGAUGGGGUCACUUGGUUUCACUUCAGAAGAAGGUGAUAUAUUACGUGGCUAUUGUGAUGUUUCUGAUAAUGGCAAUGUUACGACCACCCCUCCUCCCUUUCCAACCACCGCACCUCCACCACAUUCUGCCAAUUCCACCACUAAUAAUGCUACAACUCUUUGGUAGAUUUUGAAUGUUAUUUGUUGGA